CUGGUGUUGUUCCACGGGCUGGGUCGGUUGCCGAUCUGGCUUGCUCUUCUCCCAUCGCAUCUUCGAGACCGCUCAUCGACACCACGCGAUUGUCAUAAACCGACUGGAUGCUUUGCGUGAUAGAUAUCCAGAUGACGUCGGAUAUCGUCAAAUAUUCCCGCACCAUUCCAUAAUCUUUCUCUCGAGGCAUGAGUCCCUCCACUGAAACCGACCACGCACCCAUACCUCGUUGUCCAUUCAGGAGACAACCCGGCCAACUUCCUGAGCUUCGGUGCCAAGAUGCAACUGCCGCAAACAGCCUUGCUGGCCAUUCGGGGGCCAUCCCCAAUCCCAUACUUUGACGACGGCACUGGAUGGUUUCCGGCGUUUGAUCAACUUGGAGAAGAGAUCUCGUGGUCGUCGCCCCAAGCUUCCACCGGCGUCCAGAACACUCGCAAGUUGCUUAAAUCACCAGGCAGUGGGAUAGGAUGGCCCCCGGGUCAGAUCUUCUUGCUUGGAUUCGCGCAGGGAGGCACCAUUGCUCUGGAUCUGGCUCUCUGGGGCGAUCUCGAUGCACCUGGGCCUGGGCCUGCUCCAAUCCUAUGUGGUGGUGUGAUAUCGAUCGCCGGAGGGCUCUUUGACGCUGCAUCGUGCGUCCGAGCCAGUCUCCCCGUCGAACGCAGACAACUCUGGGCAUUAGUCACCAAAGACGACUCGAUCGACGCCUCCGUCGGCCUUGGAACACGGCAGCUGUCGAGGCUCAAGUCGCUUCUCGAGGACCAUGUUCAAGUCGAAGUGAUCAGCGGGAAACAGGGCAUCUCCAUGCCAAACAGCCAUAUCUUCCAGUUUCUAGGAGCACAUCUGGCGUUGCGGAAUCUGAAGCUGGAGGCCAUGUCGGAUGUAGUCCAGAUCAACUAAGGCUCACCCAAGAACAAUAUAGAGUGAAUCCUGUUUGUUUCGAAACACAUCGCCCACAUUAGACUGACGGAUCGCUGACAGAUCGAUGAGCGACUGCCGACCUGCAACUGCAAACUACAACUGCACCCGCC
Polychytrium aggregatum is the source of this 1028-nucleotide messenger RNA. RefSeq lists its product as uncharacterized. The record is from RefSeq and is a predicted model, not a curated record. Bases 280 to 897 code for a protein of 205 amino acids. The transcript is spliced from 6 exons. Lineage: Eukaryota; Fungi; Chytridiomycota; Chytridiomycetes; Polychytriales.